Drosophila ananassae is the source of this 457-nucleotide messenger RNA. It is a transcript of the gene mRpS21, whose product is annotated as 28S ribosomal protein S21, mitochondrial. The coding region runs from base 84 to 404 and encodes 106 amino acids. NCBI's taxonomy places the organism in Eukaryota, Metazoa, Arthropoda, Insecta, Diptera, Drosophilidae. The transcript is spliced from 3 exons. Gene Ontology annotation, molecular function: structural constituent of ribosome. The record is from RefSeq and is a predicted model, not a curated record. Gene Ontology annotation, biological process: translation. Gene Ontology annotation, cellular component: ribosome.
AAAAGAGUGACCAUUCGCGGUCCCCUAAAAGUGCGACCAUCUGUCGCAACUAUCGCGAAAUUUGUCGUUUUUACGGUACAAAUAUGGGCAAAUUCCGCCAUAUAUUCAGCUCUUCAACAUUUAUAAAUAAAAAAACUGACAUGAGGCACGCGCAAUUCCUGGCCCGCACUGUUCUCGUGCAAAAUAAUAACGUGGAGGAGGCCUGCCGACUUCUGAACCGCGUCUUGGGAAAGGAGGAACUUCUGGACCAGUUCCGUCGCACUCGCUUCUACGAGAAGCCCUACCAGGUUCGCCGCAGGAUAAACUUUGAGAAAUGUAAGGCGAUUUACAACGAGGAUAUGAAUCGCAAGAUUCAGUUCGUCCUUCGCAAAAACCGCGUCGAACCUUUCCCAGGAUGCAGUUAGUCGCUGUUAUAAGAGUUUUUUUCCAAUAAAAUCUGUACAUUUUGUUAAGAAAA